Molecule: messenger RNA, 3545 nt
Organism: Biomphalaria glabrata
Lineage: Eukaryota; Metazoa; Mollusca; Gastropoda; Planorbidae
Product: protein FAM114A2-like
Exons: 14
Coding region: 140-2233 (697 amino acids)
Source: RefSeq, a predicted model, not a curated record
CAGGUCUAAAUAAUCGAAACAAAUUUUUACUUUUUAUUUGUUAGCUAACUUUGUUGUCAUAAAAGUUUACGACUGACGUGGUGGAGAUCUACAGUGUACACUGACUACACUUAGAGUCUUACUCUAACACAUUGCAACAAUGUCUGAGUCUGAUGAUGAAACAGCUUUUGCCAGUGCAGACGAAGGAGAUGACAAGAAAUCAAAAGACACUUUAAGCCCAAAAAGUAAAGAAAUGAAAAGUUCAGAAACUGAACAAAAGAAGGAGAUUGAGAAGAAAGAUACUGGACAGAAGCAACAAAAACAAGCCCCUAAAAACAAGAAGAAAGGUAAGGGAAGUAAUCAAACUAACGCAAAAGAAGCAAGGCCAGCCACGAAAUCAUCACCAAGUCAGAGUGUAGCAACCUCUCCUAAACCUGAUGUUGCCAGUAGUUCAAAUCCAGAUAUUUCUGAAGCAAAGAAAGAGAGCUCACCCAAGCCAGUGGGCACAAAGGAAAAUAAAGACUUGAAAGUUGGGGAAAAAACUGUUGUAGAGUCUCCCACACCUGAAGAAAGUAGGUCAAGAGCUAGGAAUUCUCUGCCACCUGAAUCUAAGGUAGAUCCAGAGACUGAUAAAUCUGAAAAAACUUCAAGCAACAUCACAGCACAAAAAGAACCAAAAGAUGCUGGUGCAUCAGAGAAGACAACAGCUACACAAGUGAAAGCUGAGUCCAGGCCCAACACAGAGACACAGAGUCAUGAUGUGGUGAAGACACCAGAGAAACAGGACAUACCCAGAGGUCAGGUGGACAGAAGUCAACAGCAGGAACAAAUUCUUCAGAAUUUGGGAACCACUGCAGAAAAGAGUUCUCGAGGUGGCUGGGGCUGGUCAAGCUGGGGAUCUACCAUUUUGUCGGCAGCCACAAAUUCUGUUCAGACAUUCACACAUCAAGUUGGUGAUGGCCUGUCCACUAUUAUUGACUCUGUGGAGUCAUCUCUUGGAAUACCUGACCCUGAAGACUUGGCUAAAGAUAAGAGUGCUACAGAAGCGGGACAGUCACCAGAAGAUACUACAUCUGCUAUCACAUCACAGCCAGAGGAAACUGUCGCUGUGGAAAGUGAGAAUGUGAAGACCCAGGAGACUGACCAGACCAUAGACAAGGAGUCUGAGAGUACUCAAGAAGAAGAGAAAAAAGACAAAAACAAUGGAGGUGGAUGGUUCUCAAAUUGGGGUGUGUCUGAUCUAGCCAAGAAAGUAACAGAUACUGGAAAAUCUUUAGCUUCAAAAGGACAAACACUAAUGUCAGAAGGCUUUGAUGCUGUUGAAAAUCUGGCAGCUGGUGGCAUUGAUGUCUUGGAGACGAUAGGCAAGAAAACCUACAACACUCUUUCUGAACAUGAUCCUGCUUUUCGCAAAACCAGAGACUUCCUGAGCCCAAAGUCCAAUAAGCCCAACUUAUCUAGUGUUCUUAGGGAGGCCAAGGACAGAGCUGAACAAGAGGCAGAGAAGGUCAAGGAGAAUGAAGAGGCAAUGAAAGCUCAUUUUGGAACUCUCUUUGAUGACAAUCAAGGCUUGGCUCACUUGGAAGCUUUGGAGAUGCUGUCCAAUCAAAGUGAAAAGAAAGUGCACUCCCUUCUCAACUCUUUAUCAUCCAAAGAUCUAGCAGAGAUUAAACCUUUGCUGAUAUCUAUCAAGGAAACAUUCUCUGUGCAAGAGGAGGAUGAAUCAGCUGCAGAUACUGAUCAGGAUGUGAGUGGACUUGUAAGUCAGUGUCUGGCCCAACUCAAACUUGGCACUGCAUCAGAUAAACUGAACACAGUACUGGAGAUGGUCAGGCAGUGGAUAGCAGAUACUCAGGAGAACCAGGAGAAAGAUUCUAUCAAGGAUGUUCAUCAAAAAAGUAUCCAGGCUCUUGCAGAACUGACUGCUAAAGGAGUGGAACAAUUUCACAAAGCAGGGGAACUAAUCCUACUAGAGAAAAACAAAGAAAAUGAUUUCAUUGAGAAAUCACAAAGUCUUGCCAGAUUGACAAGUGUGUUGUGCCAUGAAAUUGGUAACCUGGCAACUAGAUUUGUUGCAUGUCUGAAUAAGAUGGCAGAAAAGCAAGAGAACCCUGACGAGAUUACCCAGUUUGUGACAAAUAUUUAUCUGGAGGCCACCAAUAGCAGUACCUAUAUACAAGAUGCUUUUGUCCUUCUGCUCCCAGUGGUGCAACAUGCAGCCAUUGAGCAUUCUGUUCUCUUCAGGGAAUCAUGACCUUGACAUUGCAUGCUGGUUGGGUUGAUUGUACAUAGGGUGUGUGUAUACAACAAGUAUAUAUUCUUUCAGAAGUGAUCAGGUCAUGUCAGAUGUAACCUCUGGCUCUUCUCACUUGCUUGCAUAUUGAUUUUCAUUGAAUAACUACAUAGUUUGGUUGUUUAGUUUUUUAGCCAUGAUAAAUGAUGACAGCUAAAACAUAUGAAAUAGACUUGGAAAAAAAAAGUAUGUAUUUAUAUGUUCUUUCACUGAAAUACACAGGUAUCAUUUGUUAAUAGUAUUUAACAAAAGAAAAAAACAAACAUGUGAUAGUCAUGUAUUAGUAGUUGGUGCUAUAUUUGUAUACUUUUAUGUUGUGUUGGACCUAUGCUGUGAAAAUUUUUUUUUUUUUUUAAUUGAGAUGGCAUUAUUUAUCAACUUAUAUAUCUAAGUUGAGUUGAAUCGAAAUGUUUUAUUUUAAUGUUUUUAGUUUUGGGUCAUAUACAAAAAAUGAUUAGCACUAUACUAACUAAAUCACUGUAUAAACUUCAAAUAUAUUUUCAUUUCUUCAUGCAUUUAUUUUAUGACAUUUUUUUGUUGUUGUAUAUAACAGUUUUAAUUUUCUAGAGGGAAAUGGUGAAAGUGAAGAAACAGAUGUAAUUGUCACUUUCUGAGAAUAAAAACAAAAAAAGAGACACAUUUUAUUUGAGUUUUGGAAAGGCUGUCUACUAACUAAGAAUCUAAACCAUACACUCACAGUUUGAGAUGAAAGACAUGUCUUAAAAUGAAAAAUAAUUGAUAAUAUCAGGAUAUUAAAAUAUUAUGCUCUGUUUAGCAUUUUGUGUAAUCUCAAAAUUCAUGUUAUUCUAUACCCCCCCCCCCCUUUUCCAGUUAAAUAUAUACAUUUCUUAUAUAUUAAAUUAUAUAGUUAUUAUUCUCUUGGAGUUAGUUGGCUUAAGGUUUCCAUCUGAUAGACUUAUUAGCUGUAGGCAGCCUUUAUUUGUGAUGCAGACUUUAAAAAAAACAACUAUAGUUCAGUCCAUAUGACUUUGUAUUUAUGUAAUAUUGUUUUUCUCAUAUAAAUGUUAUAUCAGUCAUAUUGUUUUUCUUAUGUUUAAAUAGUCAUCGUUUGUAGAUGUUCCAGAGUCUUUGCUUGUUGGGUUCUUAAAAUACAUUUUUUUGACAUGUUCAACAUACAAAAUGUUGAUUGUUAGGUCAGUGAUUUAAUUCCUAAGAUUUUAUUGUGCAGCAGAUUUUAAUUUCUGAAUAUUUGUAAAGCAAAAAAAGUACAAAAAAAAAAGUAUAAAAAUAAAAUGUGAUAAGAUCUUUUAAA